Elgaria multicarinata webbii is the source of this 963-nucleotide messenger RNA. Its product is annotated as olfactory receptor 5AS1-like. Gene Ontology annotation, cellular component: membrane. Gene Ontology annotation, biological process: G protein-coupled receptor signaling pathway. The coding region runs from base 4 to 963 and encodes 319 amino acids. The record is from RefSeq and is a predicted model, not a curated record. NCBI's taxonomy places the organism in Eukaryota, Metazoa, Chordata, Lepidosauria, Squamata, Anguidae. The transcript has a single exon. Gene Ontology annotation, molecular function: odorant binding; olfactory receptor activity; G protein-coupled receptor activity.
GCAAUGAAAACAAAUCUGGAAGAAAUGGAUGAGUGGAAUUAUACUACCGUGACUGAAUUCAUACUUCUUGGCUUCACAGAUCAUCAAGAUAUUAAGGCCAUUCUCUUUGUGCUCUUCCUAGCCAUCUAUGUGGCCACUCUAGUGGGGAACAUUAGCAUCAUCAUAUUAAUCGGUAUCAGUCCCACUUUGCACAAUCCAAUGUACUUUUUCCUGAACAACCUGGCUUUCCUAGACCUCAGUUAUUCUUCUGCCAUUACUCCCAAGAUGCUGGUCAAUUUCUUAGCAGAAAGGAAGACCAUUUCGUUCACAGGAUGCAUUGCUCAAAUGUACCUUUUUGCUUCCUUUGCAGAUGCGGAGUGCCUCGUGCUGGCUGCCAUGGCAUAUGACCGCUACAUGGCCAUUUGUAACCCACUACUCUAUCCAGUUCUCAUGUCCCACAAGGUGUGCAUCUGUCUAGUAACGGGCUCCUAUCUCACAGGCAGCAUAAGUUCAUUGGUGCAUACUUGUUUAAUAUUCCGUCUUUCCUUCUGUGGUUCCAAUGCCAUCAAUCAUUUCUUCUGUGACAUCCCUCCAUUGUUAGCUCUCUCCUGCUCGAACACCCAUACCAAUGAAAUCCUUCUCUUUACCCUGUGUGGUUUCAUCCAAACUACCACAUUCUUGUUCAUCCUUAUUUCCUAUGCCUGUAUCCUAUGCACCAUUUUGAGGAUCCCUUCUGCAGAAGGACGUCACAAAGCCUUUUCGACUUGCACAUCCCAUUUGACAGCCGUUGUCCUUUACUAUAGCACUCUGCUUUUCAUGUACUUACGUCCUAGUUCCAGCUAUGCCCUGGAUACAGACAAAAUCAUCUCAGUUUUUUAUACAGUGGUGUUUCCCAUGGUGAAUCCCUUGAUCUACUGCCUGAGAAACAAAGAAGUGAAGGAAGCAUUGAAGAGAGCAUUGGAAAGAAAUGUGUGCUGUCAUUAG